Messenger RNA from Electrophorus electricus (electric eel), 1278 nucleotides. It is a transcript of the gene gh1, whose product is annotated as growth hormone 1. Gene Ontology annotation, molecular function: growth hormone receptor binding; growth hormone activity. Gene Ontology annotation, cellular component: extracellular region. Gene Ontology annotation, biological process: response to nutrient levels; animal organ development; growth hormone receptor signaling pathway. The record is from RefSeq and is a predicted model, not a curated record. Lineage: Eukaryota; Metazoa; Chordata; Actinopteri; Gymnotiformes; Gymnotidae.
AGCCCACCAGGGUGGGAGGCACAAACAUCCAGGUACGCUGAACUGACACUCAGAGGCCUCCGCUGAUCUGUUAUAAUGGCUAAAGCGCUGGUGCUACUGUCUGCUGUUGUGGCGAGUCUGUUCGUCAACCAUGCCGCAACCUCCGAGACGCAGCGGCUCUUCAACAACGCGGUGAUCCGUGUACAGCACCUCCACCAGCUGGCUGCGAGGAUGAUCACAGACUUUGAGGAGACUCUGCUACCCGAAGAACGCCGACAGCUGGCCAAGAUUUUCCCCCUGUCGUUCUGCAACUCGGACUCCAUUGAAGCUCCCACCGGCAAGGAUGAGACCCAGAGAAGCUCUGUGCUGAAACUGCUGCACAUCUCCUACCGCUUGAUUGAGUCAUGGGAGUACCCCAGCACCGUCCUCGGGAACCCCAACCAGAUCACAGAGAAGCUGGCCGACCUGAAAGUGGGUCUCAGCGUGCUCAUCAAGGGCUGUCUGGAUGGCCAGCCCAAUAUGGAUGACAAUGACUCACUACCCCUGCCCUUCGAGGAUUUCUACCAGAGUCUGGGUGACAGCAACCUCAGGAAGAGCUUCCGUCUUCUGGCAUGUUUCAAGAAGGACAUGCACAAAGUGGAGACCUACCUGAGGGUGGCCAACUGCAGGAGAUCCCUGGAUUCCAACUGCACUCUGUAAAGGACCAAACGAAGCACAAUAAGUCACAGCCUGGGAGCUGUUGCUCGAGUACAAAGGAUUUCCAUCUCCAGAUUCUUACUUUAACCUUAAAAAUAUCUGUAAGCUGCAAAAGUCAGUUGACCACCACUGUGAACAGGCUUGGCUGAAUGUGCUCGUCCCUUGCUCGAAGGUUCACUAUACAUUUUUGGUGUUCAUUCUACUGAACGAGGAUAUCAUUCAUAUCAUUCAAGUGUAUUGGAGCAAUGAAUGUCAUUUCUUUGUCUGUGCAACCAAGGUUGUAAACAGGACACAAGCUAUUUCACAGUGGUGCUAUGCAAAUAUGGCUUUAUAUAAAAUAAUCACCAAGACAAAAUAAACCGAUUAUAUCUUUUUAGUGGGUGACUACUGUUGUUGAAUUGGAUUAUCUGAGUAAUGUAAAGUGGCCUUCAUGAAAAUAUACAAUCAUAUUAACAUAUCAGGAAAAAUGAAUGUGUAACAUAUUCAAAUUUUAUUUUAUUAGAAGCUAUAUUCUUAACUUAUUAAUCACCUUCAUCUAUUCUUAUGUAUAAAUCUUUGUGAAAUUGUUUUAGUGAUUUUCCAAUAAAGCUGUUAUCUGCAGUA